UUCUGUACAAUGAUAUUAUCGUAUGAUUAAUUAUUCAUACGAAUGGUAAAGGAAAGUUGAAAUCGGAUUAAUUAUAGUUUAAAAAAUCUAUUCACUUAUACUCUUUUCAUUCUGUGACGUUAUAUACUAAGCGGUCCCCACUUUUUACCAUUAAUGGAGAUGUUUUUAUAUAGUUCCUGACGUGAAUGUCCAAAUACCUUUUUUUAAUUAAGACUUACAUAUCUGACAGGUAUUGCAUAAAAUUUGCUGAAUUCUUGUACUUUACAUUAGUAAAUAUAUCUUUAUAUGGCAAUUACAUACAUAUCGCAAUUAUGUAUCAUAAUUUAUAUUGUAUUGUCCACGGUGACAGUAAAAAGUUGUAACAAGCAAGCAGAUGUAAUCUGCAUUAAUGCCUUUGAGCCUAAGGACACACUCAGUAGCCGAAAUGGAGGAAUACUCUGGGGCAUCAGACUUGUCCGUAGUGGACGUCUAUGAUAUUGCCUCAGAGAUAGGCAAAGAAUGUGAGAAAUUAAUAGAUCACUUUGGAGCUGACUCUGUUACUAGUUUGAUGCCCAAAGUGAUCAAUGCUCUUGAGUUACUAGAGAGCCUUGCAACAAAGAAUGAACGAGAAAAUACAAUUGUUCAAGAACUGAAAGCAAAGAUAUCACAGUUGGAAAAUGACAAAAUUGGCAAAGCUGAGGACAGAGAAAGAUUUGAGAAGGAACUGGAACAGAUCGAGGAACACUGGAGGCAAGAAUCUCGUGAUCUAGUUGGUAUGGUAACCCGAUUACAGGAAGAAAAUCGUCGGUUGGCUACAGCUUUACAAGAAUCGCGUAGUGACAGUCAGGACAGCGGUAAACAAACUUAUACAGCAAGUCAGGAAGUGGACGUUGCUGUACUGCAACGUUUAAGAACCAUGAUAGAUAAACAGCGAGAUCAAAUACGUGCUAGAGAUAGAGAUAUCUCACAAAAAAAUUCAGAAAUUGAAAAUUUGACUGCUCAAGUGGAGAAGCUUGGAGUCGUCGGUCGCGAAUUAAAAAGAAAGCAGCGUCAAGCUCAAAUGCAAGCACGUGGCUUGGUUGAAGAACGUGCCGACUUUUUGGCUCAGUUACAGGAUCAAAAUCGAGAACUAAUUAAUCUACGGGCACGACUAGGUCUUGCCAAGAAAGAAAACGAAGAUCUAACUAAGUGCACUGUCUAUCCUGACUUGGCGAAUAAAGCCGUCUAUGACCUGGAUGAUCCUGACAGACCCAGAUUUACGACUGCUGAGCUGAAGGAAAUUCUACAUGAGAGAAAUGAACUGAAAGCUAGAGUAUCCGACCUGGAGGAUGAGCUCGAGCUGUAUCGUCCUAAACCUGAAACUGGGAUCCCCGCAUUGUCGCUUUAUACAGUACAGAAUAACGUCACCAACUCCACAUCCCCAGAGACUAACGUUAAUCAACCCGAGGACGAAAAAGAUGCACCAGUCCAGGGCCCACUUCCCUACGAACCCGACGAUGCGCCCUGGAAGAAAACGUCUGAAUCUGGUAUUCGCAAAUUCUUCCGAAAAAUAUUCUCGGAGACUAGUGGCAGCUUCCUGGGUGGUAGCAGUCCUCGACGAAGUCUUUCCAGUCUUUCGAAGAUGGCGCUCUCUGGUAAUGGUGCGAGCGACACGUCUAUAUAAACUGAUCUUGUUUAUCAGGAUCCGUCACGCGGCUUUUUCAAACGGUUACACGAUUUUUCUCGAUCCAAAGCUAUCGGUAUCACAAAGCUUAUUUUCUUUUCGAUAUUCUUUAACCGUUAAACUUUCUUCUGCGUUCCUUUUACCUUCUAUCCUUUUUUUAUACGAAGCAUAGGAUAUACCGGAUAUAUAUUAAGUUCUUAGUUACCAAUCGUACUAGACAUAGAAUGUCGUGAUACUACAGUUUUCUCUCCCUAUAGUAUAUUUAAAUAACUUAUACAUCAUUUAUCAAAUUCACAACUCAUUUCUAAGGAUAAAAUUCUUAUAUCACAUUCGCAAGCUCAUCCAUAGCUGGAUCAGUAUUUUACAAAAGAGACGAGACAUUGUCUAUGUUUUUUAAAUUCCUUUUUAUUCUUUUUAGUAAUGUUUUCUUACUUCUCAUACUAAUUACUUGUUAAGGUAAUGCUAAUAUUUAGCAUCAAACAUGUUACACAAGAUAAUAGUUCACGUAACAUUCCAAAGAAACGUAAGAUGGAUGCAAUUACUAGGUCCAUGAGGUAUGAAGAUUUUUUUUUAUUUUCUUCAAGCGAAUCACAACAAUAGUGUAAAAUAUCCUGAAGUCGGCAAAAGAUGAAGGAUGAAAAAAAUUUCUUAAACCACUUUCCUACAAUCUUUUACUUCGCAAGGAGAAAUCUUACCCGUUGCAUAUCUAUACAUUCUCGUUUAUAUGCGUUCUCAAAGGAAAUGUCAUGAGAGAAUAACGAAAUGAAAAAAAAUAUAGUUCGAAAAAUGAGACAAGAAAAUCAUAGAGAUAUAUAGACACUAUACUCAGGACAUUCGACAUAAAUGUCCACGAGGGAAAAAUAAUGUUAGCUCCUCUUCGACCUUUUCCCUUGUAAUUUGUAAAUAUAUCCAGUUAAAAGGAAAUUGCACGUUAUUGUAUAUUAAUCGGUUAUAAAAUGACACGCGUACAGAGGAAAUAAAAACCGUUAUGAGAAUGUUACAAUUAAAUAAAGGAGAGAGCAAAUAUGUAAUCUGUUAGCACGAAUACAUAUGUAUAUGAUGUAACAUUCUCAAUAGUCGAUAGCCUGAUAUUUGUUGCUAUAAUGGCAAAUAAGCGUUCGCACUAAAUUAUUAACAUUUCCAUUCGUGUCAAAGGAUAAAAGAGUUUUUAUUUUUACCCUAAAUUAGCAACACAUGAUUUGAGGUAAAAGUAAAUUGUCAUAUGAGUGAACGUAUUUCAUGUUAUCGUCUAGAAAAGCGAAGGAUUAUAUAAAGGCAAAGAGAAAGCAGUCAUUAGAUUUUCACCAAUGGAACAAUUAUUCAAUUUUGCAUAGUCAGCAUAAAUUUUUAUUACAUUCAAUGUAUUUUAUUGUUUCAAAUCAGUGCUGUUGCAUUAAGACAUUCUAUAAUGACAUUAGAAAUGGAAAUAGAAAAAAAAUAAUGUUUUCAUUUUGCACUAUGAGUUUUAUAAGACAGCAUUGAUCUAAAUAAGUAUUCGAUGACAAUGAUCCCCUCACAGUCACUGUGCCAUUCUAUAAUGUUAGAAGUAUUUCUGUGCUUUGCGCGUUUCUGUACGUUUUUUCUCCUUUUUGUCGCUACUAGUUCUGCGUUUAAGAUAUUCUUACUUUGGCAAAACCGUUGGCAAUUAGUUCAGCAUAUGCAGGAUGUCCCAUUUUAACUUAAACAGUGCAAUAUCUCGAAAACAAGGAGUUUUCAGAAAAAAUGUUUGAGACAAAAGAUGUCGGGCUCGAAGAGGGCCAAUCUAGUGAGAUACCUGAAUUUUUGGCCUGGGGUCUGUGUUUGGCCCAAGUCUAUUUUUUCCAAUGAGAACCCCUGUUUUUUAUUGAAGAUUCGUAUUGUAUAAAAAAAAAUAAGUUUUGUUCUUUCUUACUCUCACUUAAUCCGUUAAUCUUUCCUAGAGUGGCCAAAUUUUUGAAUCGAUCUUGUCCCAACCGGCCAAAAUUGUGCGUUGAUCCUGCUUUUAUUGGCCGGAUCGAUGAUUGGUCUUGCCUUGAUUGGUUGAAUGGAUCAUUGGUCUUGCCUUGAUUGGCCGAGUGGAUUAUUGAUCUUGCCUUCAUUGGCAGGAUUAACACUCUGUAGCUUCAAUUUAGUCAGAUUAUGAAAUUGUAAGUCCAUAUUACUAUUAUUACUAACAAAAAACCGAAACUUGUAACGUAUCUCAAAGCACUUCGAGGGCCUUUUUACGUUUGUUGCAGAGGGUUUAUCAAAAAAUGAUCAAGAACAAAACUUAUUUAUUUUUUUUUCAUACAACACGAAUCUGCAAUCAAAAUAGGGGGUUUCAUUUAAAAAAUGAAUUGGGCCUCAUAAGGCCCAAAACAGGUCCCAGGCCAAAAAUUCAGGUAUCUUACUAGAUGGCCCUCUUCGAACCCGACAAUUUUGUUUUAAACAUUUUUUCCAAAAACUCCUUGUUUUCGAGAUAUUGUAGUGUCUAAGUUAAAAUGGGACACCCUAUAUAGUAGGAAUUCGUACAUUUUUUGUCUAUUAAUUGCGCAAACAAGUCCAAGCAUACGUCCAUUUUACUCAGUCUGUUUCUGAUAGCAGUAAACAAAUUGUUUUGCGAUUUCGGUUUCCAUGUUCUUAUUUAAUUGAAAUUCUAAUUGCGGUUAUCGAUGCUUUUUCUAGAAACCAGUCAAACUUAUGGUAAACGUAAAUUGAUUGUAUUAUAGUGUGCCAAAAAGUCUAUUAUAAUAUCGAAAUGAUAAAAUAAAAGAAAAAUAUACAUAUUGUAAAAUUAA
Cephus cinctus (wheat stem sawfly) is the source of this 4398-nucleotide messenger RNA. It is a transcript of the gene Rilpl, whose product is annotated as RILP-like protein homolog. Lineage: Eukaryota; Metazoa; Arthropoda; Insecta; Hymenoptera; Cephidae. Gene Ontology annotation, cellular component: ciliary basal body; cytoplasm. The transcript is spliced from 8 exons. Gene Ontology annotation, molecular function: protein dimerization activity. Gene Ontology annotation, biological process: cilium assembly. Bases 389 to 1642 code for a protein of 417 amino acids. The record is from RefSeq and is a predicted model, not a curated record.